Messenger RNA from Diachasma alloeum, 2217 nucleotides. Its product is annotated as carboxypeptidase B. Lineage: Eukaryota; Metazoa; Arthropoda; Insecta; Hymenoptera; Braconidae. Gene Ontology annotation, biological process: proteolysis. The record is from RefSeq and is a predicted model, not a curated record. Gene Ontology annotation, molecular function: metallocarboxypeptidase activity; zinc ion binding. Bases 1 to 1710 code for a protein of 569 amino acids. The transcript is spliced from 7 exons.
AUGGCCAUCACCAGAAAAUCGCGGGAUCGAUCCGCUGGAUCGAUCAGUGUUACCUUAGUUGUUUUAAUUUCGAUAGUCGCGUGUGGAAUUCCAAGCAGUUCUAGUCCGCUAUCGGGAGUGAAUUCGGUGGGAAUCGAGGAUAACAAGGAUUCAUCGACAAUCGAUGGAUCCCGCGAUACCGAAUCAAUCCCGCUCAAUGGAUACAGCCCGAGACGAAUCGACAAGUCCCCGUUCCGGAGGAGACAGCUUCCCUGGUUCUCCAACUGCCCUCACCCCCGGGGAUUCUCCCUCUCGAACCUCUUCGAGACAGUCAUCGACGUAGUCUCCGACGGUUUCAGUUCCCUCGUGAACAACGUCAUAGGAGCAGAGCCGAAGACCGGAAAAGCUGCGACGAGCAGAGUCAGUUACAAGGGUCACCAAUUACUGCGGAUUCACCCGAUCACUCAACGACAGGUCGACGAGUUGCGUGAGAUGAGGGAUUCUGAAGUUGAGGAGAUCAAGUUCUGGACACAGCCGGCCGAGAACAAGUCAACGGACAUCGUCGUGUCCCCCGAUAUCCUCGACGACGUGCGGGACUACCUGAGGGACAAGAAGAUUGACUUCAAGGUUCUCAUUCCCGAUCUGCAGAAGACCAUCGCCUACCAGAAUCCUAAGAUGUCGAAGGAGCAGAGGGACGACCUUGUCACGGUGCAGGGACACUCCAUGACUUGGAAACGAUACCAUCGAUUCGGCGAAAUAAUGAAAUACCUGGAAUACCUCGCAUUCACCUACCCAACGCUCGUGGAACUCGAGACAAUUGGCCACAGUUUCGAGGGUCAGCCCCUGAAAGUGGUAAAGGUCUCGACAGGACGAGGUAAAUCGGGUGCUGCUAAGCCAGCCGUUUGGAUCGACGCAGGAAUGCACGCCAGAGAGUGGAUAGGCCCGGCAGUGGCGACCUACAUCCUGAGCCAGUUGGUGGAGAAGAACUCGACGUAUGCGAAACUUCUCGACACAACGGACUGGCUGAUUCUUCCACUAGCCAAUCCAGAUGGCUACGAGUACAGCCACACUGGGGACAGAUUGUGGAGGAAAACCCGGAGCAGUCAUGCGGACGAUAACGAGACGAGUCGGUACACACCAGCGAGUCUAUUCCACUUUGUGACGCACUACACGCAGUGGCUGUGGGGCAAGUGCGAGGGCGUCGAUCCCAAUCGCAACUUCGACUAUCACUGGGGCGAGGAUAGGAAUUACAGGCGAGGGGGUGCUAGCAGUGAUCCUUGCCACGAGACCUACGAGGGCCCUCGGGCCUUCUCCGAGCCGGAGACCAAAGCCAUGGCCGAUUACAUCAUGGCUAAUCGUCAUAACAUUAAACUCUACUUGACUCUCCACUCAUACAAUCAGAUGUGGCUGGUGCCCUGGGGCCACACUCACACGAAACCCACGGAUUACGCUGACCUCGCCAAAAUAGCACGAAAAGCUGCGAAAGCUAUUGCCAAGGUACACGGCACUGCGUACAAAGUCGGAUCGUCAGCAGAUUUGCUUUACCCCACGACAGGCGCAUCGGACGAUUGGGCGAAAGGAGUUGCGGGUAUCAAAUACUCAUACACCCUGGAGCUCAGGGAUCGAGGAACUUAUGGGUUUCUGCUGCCAGCCACUCAGAUAAUCCCCACGGCUCGAGAGACCUGGGCUGGGGUCAGAGCCAUCGCUCGCAUGGUCUCCAAUGACACCUGAGAUCGCUAUCCAUUCGUUAAUAACUUUAGGUCAAUUGAUUGAACCGUGGAUAUCCCACCUGGACAUACCUCAUCUCCAAGAAGUGCUCGAUUCGUGAAGAGUCUUAUGUUUGGAUUAUAACGCGCGCGAAAAAAUUUCGGAGAAAAAUGUUGGAAAUUCGAUAGAAAAUUCUGUCGGAUUUCUGGUGAAUUUCUGAUGAAAAUUAUCCUUCACUACACAUUCUUUUUAAAAUAGAAAACAAUAAUAAGAAUUCCUCCUGAUGAAUUUUUCACGUUAUUUUGUAGAGAAAAAUGAAAGGGAAAACUUCUUAUACAUUUUAAGUCUGGGAAUUUGUAUAGAAAAUAUUUCAAUAGAAUAAGUUGUAUAAAAAAUCAGAUGCUGUCGGUGAAAAAACGAUAAAAAGUUCAAUAGAAAUUCAACAGAAAUAGUUUUUCUAUGAAAUUUUUCUCGCUUUUUGGUGCUUUAAGGCAUUUUUGGUGUAAGUGAUUGUAAUCACUGGUAUUUAUU